This is a messenger RNA of Vicia villosa (hairy vetch), 3878 nucleotides long. Its product is annotated as type I inositol polyphosphate 5-phosphatase 12-like. The transcript has 10 exons. The record is from RefSeq and is a predicted model, not a curated record. Bases 197 to 3589 code for a protein of 1130 amino acids. Gene Ontology annotation, biological process: phosphatidylinositol dephosphorylation. Lineage: Eukaryota; Viridiplantae; Streptophyta; Magnoliopsida; Fabales; Fabaceae. Gene Ontology annotation, molecular function: phosphatase activity; protein binding.
AUUAUAGCAUUGGAUGUUAUUAGUAAAGAAAAGGAAGGAAAAUGAAACGAUUCCUGUCCGUCAGGUUCCAGUAUGCCACGCCUUACUUCCCGCUUUCUCCCAUUCUCUCGGAUCACUCUUCUUCUUCUCCUAAUUCUCUUUUCACUUUCUCUCUCUUUUUUCAAUCCAAUACCAACAACCACCACCUAUUAUUGCCAUGGAUGACCGAAUCGACGAUGAUGACAAGGACAGAGAUCCCCUCGCCGCCAUGAGCGCCGUUCCACCUCAUCGCAAAGCCCAUUCCUACAGCCAACAGCUCCGUGGUACAUCCACACACAAACGCCAACAUCAAGUUCGCAAUCACAGUCUCGACGAUAGCCGCAUUUCCAAUAACAUCAUCGAGUCCUUCUACGAGUCCGAUUCCGAUGACGACUUUUUCCCACAUUCUAAUCCUAAUGCUGCUGAUGAAUACAUGGAAGGUGGCGGCAUUUCUGAUGAUCUGUCUCAGUAUCAGCCAUUGCAGGAAUUUAUUGGCAGCGGUGGCGGUGCUGGUGUCUUCAAGUCUCCCAUUAGAGCCGCCGUUCAUCCCGGUAGACCACCUUGUCUUGAGUUAAGGCCUCAUCCUUUAAGAGAGACUCAGGUCGGUAAAUUCCUCAGAAACAUUGCAUGUACUCAAACGCAGUUGUGGGCUGGACAGGAAUGCGGGGUUAGAGUUUGGGAGUUUCAGAAUGCCUAUGAACACGGUUGCGGUCUUGGUGGAAGAGUUAGAAGGGGUGACGAGGACGCUGCGCCAUUUUAUGAAUCUACUGAUACCUCUCCCACAUUAUGUUUGACGGUGGACAGCGGGAAUAGGUUGGUCUGGAGCGGCCAUAAGGAUGGCAAGAUUAGGUCAUGGAAAAUGGAUCAACAAUUUUCUACUCCCUUCAAGGAAGGUCUUUCUUGGCAGGCACACAGAGGUCCCGUUCUUGCCAUGGUCAUAACUUGCUAUGGUGAUCUCUGGUCAGGUUCUGAAGGCGGUGUUAUUAAGAUAUGGCCAUGGGAGUCCCUUGAAAAAUCUCUUUCUUUGUCUCCAGAAGAAAGACACAUGGCAGCCUUACUUGUCGAGAGAUCAUUCAUUGACCUCAGAGCUCAAGUCACAGUCAAUGGUGUCUGCAGUAUAUCUUCUCAAGAGGUUAAAUGUUUACUGUCUGAUCAUAUUAGAGGCCGUGUAUGGUGUGCUAGCGCUCUAUCCUUUUCACUCUGGGAUGCCCGAACAAAGGACCUUUUGAAAGUAUUUAACAUUGAAGGUCAGGCAGAGAAUCGAGUUGACAUGUCAUCCGUGCAGCAAGAUCAAGCACUAGAAGACGAAAUGAAGGUCAAGUUUGUUGCCACUUCGAAAAAGGACAAGUCCCAGAGUACCAGCUUUCUGCAGAGGUCACGUAAUGCAAUUAUGGGAGCUGCAGAUGCCGUCCGCCGAGUUGCAACCAAGGGAGCUGGAGCGUUUGUUGACGAUACCAAGAGAACAGAAGCUCUUGUCCAAACAAACGAUGGGAUGAUUUGGAGUGGAUGUACAAAUGGCUUACUUGUGCAAUGGGAUAGCAGUGGAACCCGUUUGCAGGAUUUUAGUCGCCACCCUUGUGCUGUCCAAUGCUUCUGUACUUUUGGAACACGAAUAUAUGUAGGCUAUGUGAGUGGUAUUAUCCAAAUACUGGACUUAGAAGGCAAUAUAUUGGCAGGAUGGGUUGCUCAUAACAGUCCUGUGCUUAAAUUGGCUGUUGGUGACGGUAAUGUUUAUAGCUUGGCAACUCACGGUGGCAUACGUGGAUGGAAUAUUGCAUCUCCAGGUCCUGUCGAUAACAUAAUAAGAUCAGAGCUAGCCACAAAGGAACUUACUUAUACCAGACGGCACAGUAUCAGAAUUUUGAUUGGCACAUGGAAUGUUGGUCAAGGUAGAGCUUCUCAAGAGGCACUUCUGUCGUGGCUGGGGUCUGUUGUAUCAGAUGUUGGUAUUGUUGUUGUUGGUUUGCAAGAAGUGGAGAUGGGUGCUGGUUUUCUUGCAAUGUCGGCGGCAAAAGAAACUGUAGGUCUAGAAGGAAGUGCAAUGGGGCAGUGGUGGCUGGAUACAAUAGGAAAGGCCUUGGAAGAAGGAAAAGCUUUUGAGCGUAUGGGUUCUAGGCAGCUUGCUGGUUUGCUUAUAUCUCUUUGGGUAAGAAAGAAUCUUAGAAAACAUGUUGGGGACAUUGAUGCUGGAGCAGUCCCAUGUGGUUUUGGACGUGCAAUCGGCAACAAGGGAGGAGUGGGUUUGAGAAUCAGAGUCUACGAUAGGAUAAUGUGCUUUGUGAAUUGUCACUUGGCGGCACAUUUGGAAGCUGUUAAUCGGCGUAAUGCUGAUUUUGAUCACAUUUAUCGGAAUAUGGUCUUCAGCCGAUCAUCCACUCUACUUAAUACUGCAGCUGGUAUGGUACCAUACCUGUUCUUGUAUUGCUCUCUUGCCUUCUCCACAUAUUUACUUUGGCUACUUUACUCUUGUGGCUUGCCAUUGGUCCUGUCUGUUGCAGCAGGUGUCUCUACUUCGGCUCAUAUGCUCCGCGGUACAAAUGCUAUGGGUGUCAGCUCCGAAGAAGCAAAACCUGAGUUAUCUGAUGCAGAUAUGGUGGUAUUUUUUGGUGAUUUCAACUACCGGCUUUUUGGUAUAUCAUAUGAUGAAGCUAGGGACUUUGUUUCUCAAAGAUGCUUUGAUUGGCUUAGAGAAAAGGACCAGCUCAGGGCGGAGAUGAAAUCCGGAAAAGUUUUCCAGGGAAUGCGGGAGGCAAUAAUCAAAUUUCCUCCAACAUAUAAGUUUGAGAGACACCUACCAGGUUUAGGAGGGUAUGAUUCUGGGGAGAAAAAGCGAAUUCCGGCUUGGUGUGACAGAAUAAUAUAUCGUGAUACUCGACCAGCUUCAGUAACCGAGUGCAAUUUAAAUUGCCCUGUUGUGUCAUCAAUUUUACAAUAUGACGCUUGCAUGGAUGUGACUGAUAGCGAUCACAAACCUGUUCGAUGUAAGUUCAAUGUGAGAAUUUCUCAUGCCGAUAGAUCAAUUAGGAGAAAAGAAUUUGGGGAAAUCAUGACUUCAAAUGAGAAAAUCAGAUCCAUGCUUGAAGAAUCACGUUAUGUUCCAGAAUGCAACGCCAGCCCAGACAAUUUAGUUCUUGAAAACAUGGAGGCUUCAUUUUUGCUUAUUACUAACAGAAGUACAAAGGAUAAGGCUGUAUACAAGAUCAUUUGCGAGGGUCAGUCUAUAGUCAAGAAUGACGGAGAAGCACCUGAUUACAACCCAAGAGGUGCCUUUGGCUUUCCUAGAUGGCUUGAGGUCUCUCCAUCCGUGGGUAUAAUUAAACCUGAGCAAACUGUAGAGAUUUCAGUACGUCAUGAAGAUAUGAAUGCCACUGAAGAAGUAGUAGAUGGGGUACCACAGAACUGGUGGAGUGAAGACACCAGAGAUAAGGAAGUAAUUUUGAUUGUUCGUAUUCAAGGCAGUUCCACAGUCCAAAGUUGCAAUCAGAAGAUCCAUGUGCGCCAUUCCUUCUCAGCAAAGCCGGUUCGAACUGACUCAAAAUCCAACAGUGCAAGAAGAAACCAAGUAAGCUAACUGCAUAGAAUAGUUUAAGAAAUUUAGUAGUUCCGCUUCCACUUAUAUGUGGUUGAUGACUUUGGAUUCCAAAAGAAGGAUGGAAAUGUCAAUAGCAUAGAUGCAAAAUAUUAGAAGCAUUGUUCAAAUUGUUGUUGAACAACCAAAAACAUCUGUUAUAAGUCUCAGUACAGGUUAGGCUGUCAUAGUUAUCUUAUUGUUUUGCUGUUUCAAUGUCACAAGUAUUAACUAAUGGAAGCCUGCUUUCCCAAUAGUGUUUAUUGUAGUAUUACUCUUUUUACCUGUUAAA